This is a messenger RNA of Chenopodium quinoa (quinoa), 736 nucleotides long. RefSeq lists its product as uncharacterized. The transcript is spliced from 5 exons. The record is from RefSeq and is a predicted model, not a curated record. Lineage: Eukaryota; Viridiplantae; Streptophyta; Magnoliopsida; Caryophyllales; Amaranthaceae. The coding region runs from base 19 to 402 and encodes 127 amino acids.
UGAUUUCAACAUAUUGUGAUGUUGCAGGUUAUUUUGGCAGCCAAUGAAUUGCCUUCUAUCAAUGAUGUAACAUAUACAGAAUUGUUUGAUAUUUUAUCACAGUUGAAGGAUGAAAAUGGACAGCUCAUGGGUGUCGAUACUUCUAAACUCUUGAUCGCCAAUUCUGGCAAUGAUUUGCCGGUCAUUGAUCUUAGAAGCGUGUCACAAGAAUUUGCUUAUGUAGCAACUGAUGCUGACCUAGUUAUUCUGGAAGGAAUGGGGCGUGGAAUAGAGACAAAUCUGUAUGCUCAAUUCAAGUGUGACUCCAUCAAGAUAGGAAUGGUAAAGCAUCCAGAAGUUGCCCAGUUUCUAGGAGGAAGGCUUUACGAUUGUGUCUUCAAAUACAAUGAGGUCUCUGAUUGAUGUAAAUCUUUGAUGCCCACAAAAAGGAUCACCUUUUACUCUCUUUAAAGUAUCACAGAUGUACAAUAUCAGGACCUGGUGACGUGCUGGUUUUCCUGUACAGCAUUUUAUUGGUAUUUCCUUGAGUAUUCUGCAUUAAACCUGAGCCUAAUUCGCUCAUGUAGAAUGCCAUUUUGACAGGCCAUUCCGUAGUCUUAUUUACACACGUAUUGGUAUGCUAAUGCUCUAGCUGUGGAACGGAAAUACUUUCCAUUCUUUUAUUGUACUCGAAAAUAGUAAUACUAAUGUGAGAACCAACAAGAUAUCUGAAUAAAUGUUUUGAAUUUCCUUAUUU